AUGCAUAAUUACAACUCUCAGUACACUCGAAUAGCAAUUUCUUGCGUGUUCGAGCCACUAUCAACGAUAAUACAGCCCAUUAAUGAUAAACGCGUCCAAAUGUUGGAUAGAACAUCACUUUUGCGAAUGGAAGAGAGUAUGCACGAUAGCAUUGUUACCGGUUUGCGGUAUGCAACGCAUUUUCCUGCGGUUAUAGGUGAACAAACCUGUGAUCGUACAAUAAAUGAAUCCUUGUGA
Vavraia culicis subsp. floridensis is the source of this 237-nucleotide messenger RNA. RefSeq lists its product as uncharacterized. The coding region runs from base 1 to 237 and encodes 78 amino acids. Lineage: Eukaryota; Fungi; Microsporidia; Pleistophoridae. The transcript has a single exon. The record is from RefSeq and is a predicted model, not a curated record.